Messenger RNA from Trichoderma citrinoviride, 1836 nucleotides. RefSeq lists its product as hypothetical. The transcript has 4 exons. The record is from RefSeq and is a predicted model, not a curated record. Lineage: Eukaryota; Fungi; Ascomycota; Sordariomycetes; Hypocreales; Hypocreaceae. Bases 1 to 1836 code for a protein of 611 amino acids.
AUGAGCGGCGGUAUACAUCUCAAGCUCACGCCUCAGUGCGGCAUCUGCACAGGCGGCUUGAAAUGGGACGAUACAGCUGUGGCUGUCUAUCGGACCACCAUCAUCACGAUAACCACCACCACCACUCUCGCCCUCGACUCCACCAGCAUGACCACCACUACUAGCCACAAUGCUGUGUGGGACUGCUCGCCGCCCUUCAAGCUCUCCCAUCGAGAUCUGAUGGCCUCUCUUGUCCUCUCCCGCAUCACCCCCGAGACGAGCUUCUGCUAUGAAUAUCGGGAGUGCUCUGCCUGCGCCACCUCGUCGGAAGCAGUCGCGCUGCACCAGGACUGCUACGAGAUUCUGACGGCUAGGUGUCGCUUGAAGGACACUCAGCUCCUUCUGCGGCGGCUCUUGGAGGUGGCAUCGUGGCGGAAGCCUUGGAGAGGAGCCCGGCCGCUGCUUCUCCCGCGCAAUGUUGACAAGCCGCGGCUCGAUGUGGUCGCCAAGCACCUCGGCCUGCCGCAGCUGUCCGCGCUGCCGGUCGAGCUGGCAGACAUGAUCCUCCAGCGUUCAGCGGAUGCGUUGCUCUGGCGCGGCAUAGCAGCGUGGCGGCUGGCCGAGUGUCUCGCCAGCAUGAGGGAUGAUCCGAGGCAGCCGCAGAUCAUGUGGCUGCGGGAGAUCCUCAGCUGGGAGCGAGGCGGCGAGCUCGUCACGAGCCAGUUGCAGGCCUUGCCUCCUGUCGUGAGGCUGACGCUGGAUUCGGACGGCAUCAGAUGCGUCGAGCGCCUCUCUGGUCAGCCCGCGUACUUGCGAGGAGGUCAUACGCAUACGGCGUACAUUGUUGCCUCCGUCAACGAUGAAACCCUUCGCCACGUUCGAGCGGAGCUUGCGCAUGGCCAAAUGCGCCUCCAACUACCCGCGGAUGGGCCGGUCCCCCAUAUAUGGAACACUCCUACUCCUCCCCUACUGUCGUCGUGUCGUCUCUUCGGCUCUGCCUCGACUACCUGGUCACGACUAUUUGCCGUCGAAUCAGACAGCAUGCGAGGCAUAACCUUCUUCUACAGCCGGGGUCGUCUAUGUGACAUCCAUAUUCACUACCUGGAAGGCUCAUCGGCCCAGUCCACGUAUGACCAGAUGUCCCGCGGGCUCCAGCAAGACACGUCAUGGCUCUAUCUACCCAUCUCAAAGGGCGACCGCUUGACUAUCCUUGGCGGCAGCGGUGCCUCUCUCACCUUCAUAUAUGGCGAGCCGAAACGGGGCGGCGCGACGCCCCGAGUUGAGCUGGUUGGCACAUACUGCGGAGCCUCGACACCAUACACAGAACGCUUGCCAGACAAGUUCCCCUUGGACAAGUUCCAGCCCAGCCCCAUCUCCGACCUUGAGGAAGUAUACUUCUCCUGGGCGCCGCUGGAGGACGUCGCGUCGACCGUCGUCUUCCGGGACCGGGGUACGGGAUACUGCAAAGGCAUCCUGUUCCACUACCUGAAUGGAGGAUCACGGGCCAUUGGGCAGUGCCGGCUCCAGGUUGACCCGGCAGAGAGAGUCGACGGGCCGAGCUCUCUGUGCAUCCAGAUGGAGGGUCACCGAGCCCGCUGGAGCCGUACCCAGAUGCUCUACAAAGCGCGGGUCGAGUUCCAGCAGGGCCCGGGCCAGGAGCACGAGCACGAGGGUAGAUCUAAAGCCCUUGUCCUAGGUGAGGCUAGCAAUGGCGAGAAAUGGAGAUGCUUUCCCAUGAGAGGCUACGCAAAGUUUUGGUUUACCGCUGAGUCUUCAUGGCUUAGCAUUGUUACCGAAAAUGAACAAGGAGAGGAAGAGCAAGUGAGCGGAGACACGGAGACGGCAGCCCAAAUGUAA